Sorex araneus (European shrew) is the source of this 4835-nucleotide messenger RNA. RefSeq names its product KRAS proto-oncogene, GTPase (gene KRAS). NCBI's taxonomy places the organism in Eukaryota, Metazoa, Chordata, Mammalia, Eulipotyphla, Soricidae. The transcript has 5 exons. Gene Ontology annotation, biological process: Ras protein signal transduction. Gene Ontology annotation, cellular component: plasma membrane. The coding region runs from base 170 to 736 and encodes 188 amino acids. Gene Ontology annotation, molecular function: GTP binding; GDP binding; GTPase activity. The record is from RefSeq and is a predicted model, not a curated record.
CUGGCGGCCGCGGCGCGCGGGCAUCGCUGCGCUCGGCGCUCGAUUCCCCUCGGCGCGGCGGCGGCGGAGGCGGCGGCUCGGGCCGGACUCGCGGCCCCGCCAUUUCGGAGCGGGCGGCGGCGGGGCCAGAGGCGCGGCGGCUCCGGAGCGGGGCCCAGGCCUGCCGAAGAUGACCGAGUACAAGCUGGUGGUGGUCGGAGCUGGUGGCGUGGGCAAGAGCGCCCUGACGAUUCAGCUGAUCCAGAACCACUUUGUGGACGAGUACGACCCCACCAUCGAGGACUCCUACAGGAAACAGGUAGUCAUCGAUGGAGAGACCUGUCUCCUGGACAUUCUCGACACGGCGGGUCAAGAGGAGUACAGUGCAAUGAGGGACCAGUACAUGCGGACUGGGGAGGGCUUUCUCUGUGUGUUUGCCAUAAAUAAUACUAAGUCCUUUGAAGAUAUUCACCAUUAUAGAGAACAAAUAAAAAGAGUCAAAGACUCAGAAGAUGUCCCCAUGGUCCUAGUAGGAAAUAAAUGUGAUUUGCCUUCUAGAACAGUAGAUACGAAACAGGCGCAGGAUUUAGCAAGAAGUUACGGUAUCCCUUUCAUUGAGACAUCGGCCAAGACAAGACAGGGUGUUGAUGAUGCCUUCUAUACAUUAGUUCGAGAAAUUCGAAAACAUAAAGAAAAGAUGAGCAAAGAUGGUAAAAAGAAGAAAAAGAAGUCAAAGACAAAGUGUAUAAUUAUGUAAAUACAAUUUGUACUUUUUUCUUAAGGCAUACUUAAGUAAAAGUGGUAAUUUUUGUACAUUACACUAAAUUAUUAGCAUUUGUUUAGCAUUACCUAAUUUUCUUUCUGCUCCAUCCAAACUGUUAGCUUUUAUCUUGAAUGCUUAUUUUAAAAUGACAGUGGAAACUUUUUCCUCUAAGUGCCAGUAUUCCCUGAGUUUUGGUUUUUGAACUAGCAAUGCCUGUGAAGAGGAAACUGAAUACCUGAGAUUUUUGUCUUGGGGUUUUUGGUGCAUGCAGUUGAUUACUUCCUAUUAUUCUUACCAAUUGUGAACUUUGGUGUGAAAGAAAUUAAUGAAGCUUUCAAUCAUCCCUACUCUGUCUUUUAUGUAGUCCCUUAAAUGGAUGGGUAACCAACUACCAUUUCAGUUGCGAUUUCCUGAUACACCAGGGAACAUGAAUUUCUAGGCUCCCUGUCGACCCGCUUGGAGGCUUCAUUCCUGUGAUUUCACUCACCCUAAUGGUUGUCAAGUUACGUUGUUCGCAAAGGUUUGCUCCCUCUUUCCACUGCUACUUGUCAUGGCCAUGCUCCUAAAAUAUAUUUUUUCUAUAAAAAGGGUGAAAAAAAUGGAAAAAAAUACAAGGCAGUGGAAAUGCUGAGGGCCGUUUCCUUUCCACGCCGCCUUGGCCUGUUAGGGUAGACCCCGCGUGAAAGAGGCUCACGGCAGCCACUGGGGGCUGCAUUUGCCUGCUACGAAAUUCCUGUAAUCAUUGAGAAAACACGGAUAGAAAGAAUCUCAUAGUGAUUGCGUAGAGAUAGAGUCUCCCUGUGUCAGGUUACUCUGUUGGAGCCCAACUUUGAGAUCUUGAACUUGUCUCUGGAAAUGGUCUGGAUGCUGACGGUGUUGUGGGAAGAUGGUUUGGGCCAGUCAGCUUCGUAAGGAUAGGGCCGCGUCAUGGCGGGCCGGGCUCCUGGGACCAUCAGAGCGUGCCUGGGCCCUUGUCUCCCCACGUGGUCUUGAGUCGGUGAGUCAGAAAUGGGGAGGGGGGGCGGCCUGGGCCUCCAGUGAGACACUCUCACCAGCUGUCCUGCGAACAGAUGAGGACGGAGGAAUACCUCUUUUGCUUCAGGCAAGCCACCUUCAAAAUAAUUUUUUAAAUGGAUUAUCAGGUGGUGGGUGCCAAGAUUUAAAGAAUACUUUGGACAACGAAGCAAGAACACUUCCAAGUUUCUAGUGUUGGCUAUUUCCUUAACACUGGCUUAAGUCACAGUUCAUAAAUACUUUAUAAGUCUGAACCAUUUUUAAGAUUAAUGCUUAAGAAAUAGAUAAUAAAGGUUCCUUCAAUGUGACUGAACAUUACUGACUCUGAAAUCUGUGGCAUGAGAUGGUCCGUUGCGGGGCCACAUGACCGGGUUGGAAGGAAAGUGGCCUGGGUUCCAGUCCUGCGUCUCCCAGCUGCGGUUCCGGACAGAUCCUUCCUAUCCAUUGCCUUGUGGCCCGGGAAGUCAUCUCAAAGGCUGAGUAGCUUUACACUCUGAUUUGCAUUCAGUUUACAUAGAUACACCUAUUCCUCAAUCUCGGCACAAUCUCUAACGUUUUACCUGUCUUCUCACCUGCAGUGCAAAUACUGAGCAAAAUUGUAGUUUGAUUAAAUGUCCGUUCCCCGUGUCGCCCAGCCUGUCUGCCCGCUCUGCCCGUGUCUUGUUGCUUUUUCUCUGAAUACUUCCCUAACCUCAAGAUUCAUUGCUGCUUCGGGUGUCUCCGCGGAGGCUUCCCGUCAGGCUGCAUCAGCGUGCCCCACGCCCUCCUCAGGCGCAAGCGAAUCAGCACCCCCCGUGGGCCUGGCCCGAGCAGCUCCUGUACAGGGGGUGGCUGGAGCAAUAGCAUCUUCAUCCUUUGAACGUCAUCUCUUUGCUGGAUCGUCCCUUUGUGACUAGGACUUUUCGAACCUGCUCUGAGUAGACGGCACCCUGUCCAGCGGGAGGAGGACUGAGUAAAGGCAGCCGAGAGGGUUCCUUGUACGGUGUGGAGUGUGCAGUGAGGUUAGCCUUGGUAGAGUGAUACAUUCCACUGCUCAUUACCUUCUUACAGUGAAAAGGAGUUUGAAAUUUGAGCCUCAAGAUUUUUGGCAGAAUUCAUUUAUUCAGCCGAGAUCUGAGUGCCUGGUGGUUGCUGGCACUGCACUUGGCCGUGGGGGUAUUACGGUACCCCCAAACAGGGGGAUGUGGUUCCUUGAUUGGUUACAGAAUGUCUGAGUGUCUUGUUGAAAUGUCUGGCACAUGACCCAGAGAUACCACUAUGCAUAAUUUAGGCUUUCAGAGCAUGAAUUUGGUCUUUUUUUCUAGUUCUAAAGUAAUUGUCUUGCUGAUUCCAAUGUAAUUGUUUAAUCAAACUACUUUAUAUAAAUUACUUUAUUGUUUAAAAGGAAUAAACUUGAUUAUAUCGUUUUUCAUUUGGCAUAACUGUGAUUUUAUUGGGGCAAUUAUAAGUUGUAUUAAUAUUAAAAUUCCCAAGUGUGAAAUACUCUAGUUGGUCUCUUUUUCUAAGUAAUUAAACGAGACUUUUAAAAUUAAAUGUUGAAUUCUAAAAUAGUUUCAUCUGGGUAUGACUAAACAAGGUGCCUGAGCUAAUUCAUAGAAGGCUUGUUUCAUCUCAGUCUGAUUUCUGAAAUGAAAUAACUAAACCACCGCUUGAGGGAACGUUCUCGAGGGCAGGGUGUUAAGACUAUAGUUAAACAGUACCUCCUCUUGUUUCUACACGAGAGAAAGCUAUGCCACACUUCAGGAAUUGCAGUGCAUAGUUGGGGGCCGGGGGCUUAGGACUCUUGAAUUUUUGAUGUAGCUGGGUAACUUUUUUUUAAACAGUAGUAGUCCUUUAUUAUGUGAAUCCUGAAUGGUCUGACAAAAGGUUUGUUUAUACAGAGAUUUUUGAAUGAGAGAGAUAAUCCUAGAAGUAACAUGUUACCUAAUUAUUACAGCCUUAAAGAUAAAAAUCCUGUUGAAGUUUUAAAAAAAUAUUACUAAAUUCCAGUCUUCAACAUUAAUGUUUAUGGAAGAAUGGAGCAGGCAUGUGUCGUCUGAGUGAGUGUUCCCAGUUAGGAAUUCCGGACUCUGUUUUAACUGAGUCACACUGCACAGGAGUUGAGAACUGAACUUUUCUUGGCCAUCACACCUUGGCCACCUUUGCACAAUUUUGUUCUAAUACACAUAGGGCUGUUAUGAGGGAUGUUAAGUUGCAAUUUGCAUUAAGUUCAUCUCAUUGUAUUUCAUGGUGGUUUUUUUUUUCCUCCUAACCAUUUCCCGCGAAUAAUACCGGUUAUUUUAUUGUUGGCAACUGACACUGUCAUUUUCAUUUGUCAAAUGCAAUAAUUUAUUAUAUAGUGAAUUCUAAAAGAAUCCAUAAGUUACGUUAAAGCUAAAUUCCUGUUUAUUAGUAAGUUCCUUAAUACUGGGCAGCGUGAAAUCUGCAUUGAGAAACUGAGCAGCAUACAAUCGGUGGCUGUAAAUUCCUUCAGAAAAUGAAAAUUCUUUCUUAAAGGUCUGUUCAUCAGUCCUGAAGAAGUCAUAAGCUAGGUGAACAGUUUUUAGUUUCCCAUUUUCCAGUGCCAGUUUGGCAAAUUCAAAUGAAUCUAGAGAAAUUUAUUGCCUGCCCAAAUGUCACUUAAGGGGACGGUGCCCCUGUCAAGCUAAAUGGGUUAUGUAAUGUUUUAUCCAAAAGUUUCCAAUUCCACUGUCUUGUGUUUUCAUGUUGAAAAUACUUUUGCAUUUUUCCUUUGAGUGCCAAUUUCUUACUAGUACUCUUUCUUACUGUCACAUGUUUACCUGGAAUGUAUUUUAACUAUUUUUGUACAGUGUGAACUGAAACAUGCACAUUUUGUACAUUGUGCUUCUUUGUGGGACAUAUGCAGUGUGAUCCAGUUGUUUCCCAUCUUUGGUUGCGCUGACCUAGGAAUGUUGGUCACAUGAAACAUUAAAUUAAGAAAUGACCACUCUUUUAAUUCAAAUUAACUUUUAAAUGUUCAUAGGAGUAUGUGCUGUGAAGUGAUCUGAAAUCUGUAAUAUUUUUGUCAUGAACUGUACUGCUCCUAAUUACUGUAAUGUAAUAAAACAGUUCCGAUGAC